UUAACAGAGUAUUUUGUUAUUUAUUUAACUAAAAUCAAUUUUAGUUUUAUUGAAUUUUGUUGUAUAAAAAAAACAAUAUUUUAUUUUUACAUAAAUAUAAUGUUUUUAUUAUCAUUGAUUUUUUUCAGUUUCAUUUUAUCAAUAUAUGCUAUCAUUAGAAAAAUCUAUAAAGAAUAUGAUCACCAGAGUCGACUGCCUCCCGGUCCCCGAAAUUGGCCACUAAUUGGAAACGUUUUAUCGGUUAUGGGCGCCAAUUCAAAAACUUUUGUCGAUUGGUCCAAAAAGUAUGGACCAGUAAUUGGUAUACAAAUGGGUUCGUCUCCCACUGUAUUACUUAACGAUUGGCCGACAAUAAAAGAUGGCCUCUCUCAGGACACAAAUCUUGACCGACCCGUUGAUAAUAUUUUUUCAUCAGUUGGUCCAAAGGGAUUAAGUUCAAUGAACGGACAGGAAUAUAGAGAACAGAAACGAUUUUUAUUAUAUUAUUUUAAAAUCAAAAGAUCGGGAAAGACAUCGUUGGAAGACCUGAUAGUCAAUGAGAUUAACCGGUUGUCCGAUAUAAUCGAUACGACUACUACUGGUGGUUGUGAAACAAAAAUCCGAUCCUUGUUUGGCAUCAGUUUGUUUAACAUUGUCAGCCAAUUUGUAUUUGACAAACAAUUUGAUUAUACAGAAAAAAUGUUGAAACUAAUUGACCAAUUGGUUAGCGCCAACCCUACACUGGCGUUGAACACUGUUUUUGCACAGUUUCCGAUUAUUAACAGAUUUUUGGUCAAAUAUUUUAAAUUUUUGUUACCAGAGUCAGCCAAUGGACGAGCAAUGGAUGAAAUUAUUUCUCUAAUAAAAAAUGAAAUUAAAUCGCACGAGAAAACAGUGGAUACAAGUAAUGCUCCCAAGGAUUAUAUCGAUGCCUUUAUUAGUGAAUCCCUUAAACACAAUAACAGCGAUAAAAAUUCAUUUAAUUAUAAUAAUUUAUUGGGCGUUUCAUUUGAUCUUUACGGCGGUUUAGUUUUAUCUGUUUUAAGUGCUAUUGAAUGGUCGAUAGUAUUGUUGGCCACAUAUCCCGAUGUUCAGCAAAGAAUAUACGGAGAGAUUGUUUCAAUUAUAGGUACAACCGAUAGACCGGUUUAUUCACAAAGAAAACAUAUGCCUUACGUUCAGGCAUUCAUGUAUGAAGUGCUUAGAUUUAGAUCAGUCACACCAUUGAAUUUAACCCGAAUUUCAACUGCUGACACUAUAAUUGGUGGACACUUUGUACCAAAAGGUACCCAUAUAUUAGCCAACUUUUGGUCAAUUCAAAACAACCCGAAACUAUGGGACGAACCGAACCGUUUUCGACCCGAAAGAUUCCUCAUAGACGGCGAAACCAAUUUUGCUAAACCCGAACAUUUUAAUCCCUUUUCAAUUGGCAAGAGAUCGUGUCCGGGUGAGGUGUCGGCACUGAUUGAAAUGUUUUUGUAUAUUGUUUUGUUGGUUCAAAAAUAUGAAAUCAAAUCAACAAAAAAUACGGACACAACACUUGAUUAUGUCUUUCAAUUAUCAGUCGCUCCUAAACGAGAACCUGUAGUCUGUUUUGUUAAACGUUUCUAA
Molecule: messenger RNA, 1590 nt
Organism: Oppia nitens
Lineage: Eukaryota; Metazoa; Arthropoda; Arachnida; Sarcoptiformes; Oppiidae
Product: cytochrome P450 2D9-like
Exons: 7
Coding region: 100-1590 (496 amino acids)
Molecular function (GO): monooxygenase activity; oxidoreductase activity, acting on paired donors, with incorporation or reduction of molecular oxygen; heme binding
Source: RefSeq, a predicted model, not a curated record